Neopsephotus bourkii (Bourke's parrot) is the source of this 8070-nucleotide messenger RNA. RefSeq names its product G protein subunit alpha 12 (gene GNA12). Gene Ontology annotation, molecular function: G-protein beta/gamma-subunit complex binding; guanyl nucleotide binding; GTPase activity. Gene Ontology annotation, cellular component: brush border membrane; heterotrimeric G-protein complex. The coding region runs from base 348 to 1505 and encodes 385 amino acids. The transcript has 4 exons. NCBI's taxonomy places the organism in Eukaryota, Metazoa, Chordata, Aves, Psittaciformes, Psittacidae. Gene Ontology annotation, biological process: Rho protein signal transduction; adenylate cyclase-modulating G protein-coupled receptor signaling pathway. The record is from RefSeq and is a predicted model, not a curated record.
GCUGAACCCGGGCCGAGGGGCUCGGAGGGGUCUUUCCGCCGUUCACCGACCCCUCGAACGGACCGGCGGUGCACCCUCCCCGGGCAGGGCCUGCGGGCCGCGCCCCGCAGCCGCUACCCCUCCCCCCGACCGGCCGGCCUCCCGGGGCCGCGCCUGCUUCCACUCCCUGCGCAGCGUCGGCAGCCGAGCCGGGAGAAGGGGAAUGGGCGGUCCCGGCCCUUAGCCCCCGGCUGUGGCGGCUGCUCCGCCUCCCGGGUCCCAGCUUCUCGGUGGCCUCCGCCCGAUGCUGGCGGAGCUGGCUGGGGUCUCCGCGGCGUUGUGAGCGCUCCUGCCGUCGCGCAGCCGCCAUGUCCGGCGUGGUGCGCACCCUGAGCCGCUGCCUGCUGCCGGCCGAGGCCACGGGCCGCGCCGGGGAGCAGCCGCGGCGGGAGGGCAAGGAGCGGAGUCGCGAUGCAGAGCGGGAGGCGAGGCGGCGGAGCAGGGAGAUCGACGCGAUGCUGGCCCGGGAGAGGCGGGCCGUGCGCCGCCUCGUCAAGAUUCUGCUGCUGGGCGCCGGCGAGAGCGGCAAGUCCACCUUCCUCAAGCAGAUGCGGAUCAUCCACGGCCGCGAGUUCGACCAGAAGGCGCUGCUGGAGUUCCGGGCCACCAUCUACGAGAACAUCCUCAAGGGCUGCAGGGUUCUGGUUGAUGCACGGGACAAACUGGGGAUCCCUUGGCAGUGCACGGAGAAUGAGAAGCAUGGAAUGUUUUUGAUGGCUUUUGAAAACAAAGCUGGAAUGCCCAUAGAGCCUGCCACCUUCCAGCUGUAUGUACCUGCACUGGGCGCACUGUGGAGGGAUUCGGGAAUCAAGGAAGCCUUCAGCCGUCGGAGCGAGUAUCAGCUGGGUGAAUCGGUGAAAUACUUCCUGGAUAACCUGGAUCGGAUCGGUCAGCUGAACUAUUUCCCCAGCAAACAAGAUAUUUUGCUGGCUAGAAAAGCCACCAAAGGGAUAGUAGAGCAUGACUUCAUCAUUAAAAAAAUACCUUUCAAGAUGGUGGAUGUGGGUGGACAGAGAUCUCAGCGUCAGAAAUGGUUCCAGUGCUUUGAUGGAAUAACUUCAAUUUUGUUUAUGGUCUCCUCUAGUGAAUAUGAUCAGGUUCUGAUGGAAGACAGGCGCACAAAUAGACUUGUGGAGUCCAUGAAUAUCUUUGAGACAAUAGUUAAUAACAAGCUUUUCUUUAAUGUUUCUAUUAUCCUAUUCCUCAACAAGAUGGAUCUUCUUGUAGAGAAGGUAAAGACUGUCAGCAUUAAGAAGUAUUUCUCGGACUUCAAAGGCGACCCUCACAGGCUAGAAGAUGUUCAACGUUAUCUGGUGCAGUGCUUUGACAGGAAGAGGAGAAAUCGUAGUAAGCCGCUCUUCCAUCACUUCACCACUGCCAUAGACACUGAAAACAUCCGCUUUGUGUUUCAUGCCGUGAAGGACACGAUCCUUCAAGAGAAUCUGAAGGAUAUUAUGUUGCAGUGAAGGAAAACAGGCAAUGUUCUGUUAAAGUUUGCCAGAGGGUUAGAUCAAAGUUUUUAUCCUUUCUUUAUGGCCCUUGCAUGUGGUGUAGGACCCAUGCUAAUUACUUGGCUCAGGAAUGCUGUAAACUAGCCAGUCCAAACAGAGGAGCUAUAGGCCGAAGGAGUCAAAUGUUGAUGUUAGCUACUGAAUCAUUUGGACUAGAAACACUACUGAAACAUGGCCAUUGUAGGUUCUGUACCUAGUUUGGAAUGCUGAAUAACACAACCACCUUCUGCCUUCUUAGAAAAAAGAAAUCUCUGACAAACCAUGUAUGGAAGACAUGUUUUAAAUGAGUAUGCUCAUUUUUCAGAGACACUAGUCAUACAAACUGCCUUUUUUUUUGUAGUUUGGAGGUGCUGAGUCGAUCAAACUAAUGUUAAACCUAAGAGAUUGGCAGCUCUAAUGGAGAACGUUAAUGGAAGUUCUGUUCUUAACCCUUAGCUUUGCCAAGAGGUCUGGAAUCCCCUUAUCAAGGUGGAUGCACAGCCUUUGUCUGAAGGUUUUGCAUGAGUCUCCUAAGGCAAAAGUAUGAAACCAUGUAAUGAAACCAGUAUUGGAGUAAAUUGGGGGGAAGUUAAGGAUAUGGAGAAGGGUUUAUUUUGCACUAUGUGUGAAGGGUAUUGUAUCAUGGGAAAACUGAUUUCCUUGGUGAAGCAGCCUGUGCUAGAGCACCUGACCAUGUAUCUGCCCAGUGGGUGCUCAAGUGAGAUGUACGUGAUGGAAAUUGAGCACUGUUCUCGCACCCACAGUUGGCAGUGUCUGUGAAGGUUUGGUAUCUUGUGUAGCAGGGCUUUAUCUAUAUUCAGAACUUUGAAAGCUGAUUAAACUCUUAAGCAAAGGUUUUGGUAGUACAGCAGCUGCUUGAUUAGUUCCCAAGAGCUGACCUUAUAGGAAGACUGAACACCCUAGAGAUCCCAGUUUUACAGCUGCACUGAUGUGUUUGGACAGCAAGACCUUGCUGUAAAAUUAGCCUUUAAUCUGUGUCUUAAUGGGAUCUUUAGCCUAUAGUAAUGCACAUGGAAUUCUGAGUACAGUAGAGUUUGGUGUUGCCCAUUUUGGGCAAUGGUUUGUGUGUCAAAUUGCAAGAGGCGAUGGAUAAUAUUGAUAUGAACUGUUUUUUUCCUAGCACACUCAAUCAGUGAAACUGUCAGGUGCCUUUUUUGUGUACAGACAUAUCUGAUCUUUUCUACUACAGUGGGGAACAUGGACAAACUGAAGAUCUGCCUUUCAUAUCAGCACUGUAGUGCUAUCCUUUAGGUAACUUUCAAGUAGUUUACUGUGCAGUUUUUGUCACAGUUUUUAUCCAAGAAGAAAACCUGAAGGGCUGUUUGUACCUAUAAAAAGUCAACAGAUUCCCUGGAGUUCUUAUCCCCUUUGAGCCUGCAGUGGCAUGUCAAAACAAGCAACAUUUUACUUCAGCUGGUAAUCCCAUGGGAAAUGUGGUCAAAAAAAAGUCCUGUUCUGUUAUCCUUUCAUGUUAAUUUGGAUAAAAUCUGGAAUCUUUCUUCCUCUCUGAAGCUUGCAGAUGUUCUUAUCAGUAUUUUUGUGUACUUUCCUAAUGUAGCAGUCUUUUGGCUUUGUGGAGGCUUCAGAGUGGAAAAGAUGUGGCUAUUUCAGUGCUGUGCAACAUGCACAAUAUUGAGGUAAGAAGCAACUGAAAAAGUUACAGUUAGAAAAGUUUGACUUCAAUUUUGAGCAAUCUUAAACAGGGAUUAACUUCCUUGUAUCAAGUCUUAUUUUUGCCAGGACCAACUCUGUCUUAAAUAUUUACUCAUUUUUAACCUCAGAGGGGAAAUAUUUUAAUGUGACUCUAAUAUUCAGAUGGGGAAACUCUUAAGAUUACUACAAUUGAAAAGGUGAAUGUUUCAACACAGAGUGAAGCAAACCAGUUUACUUAGAUUCAAACCUCAUGUAAGGUUUGUUUCUCUAAGCUGAAGACCAAGACUGUUUUCAAAGCUUUCAGAUAUUCUUGGAGUUCUUGGUAGUAGCUUCCACUUCACUGGGAAAGAGGAGGCAGUUGUGGGCUGACCUGACUUCUAGGUUGACUUGACUUUAUUUCCUAGCUUGCUGUGAGCUUUAUUCUUUCACUACAUUUUCUACCUGAGUUGAUGAGUUAAUACUAUGCUUGUUUUCUCGAGUGAAUUCAACAUUCCCUUUCAUCUGUAUUUGUUUUCAAGAAUUACCUCAGUUUUAUGUCUGAAUCUACUGUAGUUUUACUGGGAGGCAUAGCAUAAAACUUCCUGUUCUGUUUUUUCUCUUGAUACUCAUCCAUUAUUAUGUAUCCUUAGUCACCUUAUGGAAUUAAAACUCUGAACAGAGCUAGUAAUACAACUGCCAUUUUAACUUAAAAUCUGUACCUGGAAAAGAAACAGCAUGAGAUAUCUCAUAUUGAGCUCUAAAGCUUGUUUUUUUGUACGACACAGCAGUUUUGCACACUAAAUCAGAGUUUUAGGGAACCAGUUUGUUCACCUCAAGCCCACUAUUGCCUUUCUUCUUGUUACUGAUAAAAUGGGCCUAAGCGUGGUGUAGUAGACUGCAGAUGAAAGUCAGUAGUUUGGCUCUGUAGGCUCUGUGUUCUGUUGGACUUUGAUAGGGAUGGUUCACACCAGGAUCCCAAGUUUAGGAAACUCUCCUUGCAAAAGUCAAAGCACUUCUCAAGUUUGCAAAGGAUCUGGCAGAUGAGCAAAAAGGACUUGUUUUUUUUGAUGGCAUCUUAUUCUGCAAAAUACACUCCACUUCCUGCCAGUAUGGAGGGAUUUUGUGUUUGGUUUUUUCAAGGUAAGCUGUAGUAAAAUAAAGCCAGAAAAUCAUGUUAUGGUAAACCAGUUAAUUACUACAGCAGAACUUAGGUAGAUUAGGUCGUACAAACAUCUCAAGGCAAGCUUGGUUGGCUGCUUAGUCCUUUCACAAGAAACAAAUAGCAAACUUUAUUUUAAGUGACAUCCUGGAGAACUGUGCAGGUCAACACAGCUGGAGAGAACAUCUUUUCUUCUCAACUUUGUAGUCUUAUUGUUCAUCUGGCUAGUCAGGAAAUGGGUCACAGGCAGGAGGAUAAUCAGACGGAGACCUUGAACUGCUACUACCUACUUUAAAGAGCAGCCUUUUGCUGUCCCUCCUCUCACCCGCCGGUCAAUGUCCAGUGGCAGGGUGUUGCACUCGGGUUAUCUGUCGCAGGGACAAAGAGAGGAAGUGCUUGCAGUGUGUGCUUGUAAGAGAGACUUACGUAGGCUUGCAGUUUUAAGUAGCAGAAACUAAAUGGGAGUAAUUUAUCAAACACUACUUUGUAUCUGUUGUCCUCAAAACAGACUUUAAGCUAAUAUAGUGUCAGUCAUUCCUUCAGAUUGCAGUGCUGUCAUUCUCUGAACAAUUCUUAGAUGGCAUUAUGAGGUGACAUGGUGAAUUGGAAUUAAAAAGGAAGAAUAUUUCUCUGCAAGUGACGUAUUUAAUAGGCAGUUGUCACUUUGAAGGAAUUAAAUAGCUCUUAAUGUUGAAAAUGAAUUAAUAUUGAUUACAGAAUAGAAGUUAGUGGCCACUCCGAAACCUGAAGAUGCUUCCAGUUUGAUAGAAAGAAUUGGUGAUGUUCUAUUUAAUAGAUAAUUUGACUAAUGAACUUAGAAAUAUAUUUAGGAUUUUUGAAGUAAUGCUGCAUAAAACCUAGAACUAAGUGUGUUAUGAGCAUAAAGAAGCUCCUGAAAACGACAGUUCACAGGCUUUCUGAGCCAAAUAAAGACUGAACCUCAGCCAAGCAGACAGAGUGGAGAAACAAAUGGCAAAAAGCCUGUAGUGAAAUGGAGUAGGAAGAGCUCAUCUGUAUCUGGCAUUGCAGGCAAAAAUGUCAUGUCACUAGGAUAGCUAGAUUAGGUUUUGGUAUGAAAACCAGUCCUGGUUACUGUAAUCUGCAAAGAAUUGUAGGAUUUAUAAAUGAAAGAAUAGACAUUGAACCACUGAAGAAACUAGCAGCUUUCUUUACUGACAGGCAACUACCUUCCACAGAAUUCCAUUUUAGAAAACAAGUCCUUUGCUGCCUUUCGAUGGCUGUCUUUGUGGAUAUUAACUCCAAGUUUUGGAGUCUUUCCUAUGGAUGUAUCUCUAGUUCUCCUGGAAAAGACAAACCAUUCUGCUGCAUGGCACUACAGGAUUUCUGUAAAAGGCCCCUCUGAUUUUCAAGCUUUGACACUUGACUUAGCUUUGUGUCCUCAGAUUUUCAGGAGCACUUCCUGGGUUGAAAGACACCAUGCUGCAUGCCAGCUUGAGACAUGAACACGAUAUGGAAUAACACCUCCAUCCAUUUCAGCUUGUCAUGUAAGCCAAACACUGAUCUCUUAUGAUGAGAACUAUAUUGAUUCCUUGAAGUUUAGUGGGAGCCUCUUCUCUAUAUCAUUUUCUAGUACAAAAUCACAUGGUGUAGUCAGGGGUUUUAAUAUAGCACUGCCAACUCUUUACCUCAGUACACUCUAUUAAUUCUGUAACACAGAAAGUGGUGGGUAGGACGUUUCAGUAGCAACUCUCAAACAUCAGUGCCUACGUUUGUAAAUGAGUGUUUAACAGGUUUCUAGGGAGCAUCCAGUAUGGAUCAGGAAGACUGGCAUGGUCUGGGCCAGCACUGGCCUGAAUUAACAUUGACUCCACACACUUCUAGGUGAGGACUGUCUAGCCUAGUGAGGAAGUAAUUGAUAAGACAAUACAAGACCUAGUGCUUUUUAAUAUUACCUGUUUUGUAAUUAGCUGGGGUGAUAUCUGCUUUGUGCUGUGAAGUGGGCACUUCUUUGUUUUAACACUAAUCUUUUUUGCAUAGAUGGAAGUGAGUGAAGCCAGGAUAUUUGGAGCUGAAACUGCCACUCUGCUACCCAGGUUGAUGCUAUCUCUUUGCUUAUCUUGGUGGUUGGACAGUUUAGCUUGAUUCUUGACUUUUUUUUAUCUUUCUAUAAUGGCAUUUGGAAAGCAGUGUUGAAGUUUGUCUAUGUGUUGAUAUGCUUGUUUUCUUAUUGGGUGGGGAGUAUGGAAGUAUUAGAUUGUCAGUGCUAGUGGUUCUGUGCCUGGCUUGGUGAACUGUAUCACAGCCUAGCUCUUGGCAUAUGUCUGAAGGCCGUAUCUUCUGUCUGAUGUGAAAAUAUUCACAGCCAGAGAGAAAAAAAAGAGCAGCACUGACUUCAAGGUGGGCAUUCUGGUAAAAAAGCCAAAGUAUGUUGGAAGGGAGCAGGAGGGGGGAGCUAUUUUUAAACAGAUCCCAAAAGCUGAUGAUGUUUGGAGACUGUAUUGAAGUGAAAUGCCAUCUGCAUUGACCCUAAAAGCUUUGAAUGACUCCAGAGAGCUAUUGGCUGUGAAUUAACAGCAGCAGGUUGGCAAGGCUGUGGCUCUGCUGCGGCUGCACACCCUUCCAUUGUGAAUCUCUCUUCAUCUGCUCGUAGCUGGUGCCAAAACUCAAUUCCUGCUAAAAUACAAUUUGCAGAUCUCUGGCCAGUCAGUGCAUCUUACUCCUUUCUAACAGCUACUUAAGCUUUCAAGAUAUCAGAGCAUGAGAAGUAUUCCAGGAGAAUGGCUAGGUAAGAGACUGUUUCCAUUAUUGGAAUGAGAACUACAACUGAUGGAGAGCAAAUCUUUUUGACAAGUAGGACGUGAGAGAGCAUCUUAUGAGGGAAGUAACAGAUUUUGAAUAGCAUUGCUUCUCUGCUGGUACUUUCCAUCAAUCUCUUGUGCUGAGCUUGUGUGCAGGCAGUUGGGCACAAAGGCUGAGAGGAGGUAGCAGGGAGAAGGGGGAUGUGGAAGAGAAAUGAUCUUUUGAUAGCUCACAAGACUUGGAAAGCAUGGUGAUGGACUUAGGUUUGAAAACACGUGUUCAAACUCCCAUUUGCAUUGAAGCCAUUAACUCUCUUUAGGAUAAUGAGUGCUCUUCCAGUGAACAGGUUUUGUUACCUGCAAUGUGUAAUGAGUUUGAAUUGCUGAUACAGGUUAAGAAGUAUUUCUGGAGACUCCACUUAACAAAAUGGCUAGUAUUUAUUGCUCUUGUGAUGAGUUGUCUUGUUUAUGGAAUCAAUAUGUAUGAAAGCAAACUGACAAAACACAAAGUUAUCUCGUGACACAAUCAUGUAGCUAGGAAGCCAAUUAACGUUAUCUUUUAUUCUGCAAUUUACUUGCUCUCUGGUGCCUAUGCAUUAACACACAUACUAUGCAAUAUCAUUCUUUUUUUAAACCAGUUCACUGCAUUGGGCAAGAAAGGCCUGAGUUUAGCCUUAAUUUUCUAACAAUUCACAGGAAAGUACUUAAAAAACAGUGACAAACUAAAAGAAGGUGAAAAAUGCAUUAAGUAAAAGCACAGUUCCAGACUGCUCACAUAAGUGUCUUUCUAGCACCAAAACAGCAUCCAUGAUAGAAGCAGCUACUUGCUGUAAUAGUUUCAAUUUACGAAAACUGUGUACUAGAUAAAAUUAUAUUGUGAUGUGUAAAAAGUGUAUUUUAUAGCUUUGGUGACUUAGUUUACUGUUUUGUAUAUAUGAAUUUUAUAAAUCUAUUAAAACUUGACUUGUUA